AUGAGUACUAAUAGGAGAGAUGAAAUUGAUACAAAUCUAUAUAGUCGCCAAAUAGGUACAUUAGGUCUUGAGGCAAUGGGAAAACUAAUAAAACUACGCGUAUUGAUUGUGGGGCUUCGUGGGCUCGGCGUUGAAAUAGCAAAAAAUAUUAUAUUGGCAGGACCAAAGUCGGUAACCCUUGUGGAUGAUGAGAUAUGUAGUUUUUCUGAUAUGGGCGCAAACUUUUAUAUCACGGAAGAUGACGUAAAAAAAGGAACCAGACGGUCGGACGCAUGCUUAAACAAGUUGGCAUCUCUAAAUGAAUAUGUUCAAGUUAUCGUAUUUCAUGGACAAAUUACAAACCAACUGAUUUUUAAUCAUGACUUGAUUGUUUGUGCAGACGUACCACUAUCACAACAGAUAAAAUACAAUGAAGUCUGUAGGGGCCAUACUCCAAAUAUUGGGUUUAUUUCUGCAAAUUGUCUAGGGCUUUGUGGCUCCAUUUUUGUCGAUUUCGGAGACUCUUUUAAUGUAUUUGAUGGAAAUGGUGAAGAACCAAAAAGCGCUAUUAUUUCAAAAAUUUCAAGGGGCAAAGAAACAACAUCCAUAACAUGUUUAGCUGAGAAACUUCUCCCAUUUCAAGAAGGCGACUAUGUAAUGUUUAGAGAAGUACAAGGUAUGACAGAGCUAAAUGGGACGGGUCCACACAAGAUAAUCUCAGCAGGGAAACAUCAAUUUACAGUCAAAUUAGAUUCUAGUAUGUUUAAAGAGUAUGAAAGAGAGGGAAUAGUUACUCAGGUAAAGGUUCCCAUGAAUUAUAGCUUCCGGAGUUUAAAAGAUGCACUCGAAUAUCCUAUUUGUGAUGAACAGGGGAUUUUGAUCGUUCCAGAUCUAAAUAAAUUUGGCAGAUCUGAACAACUGUUCUUCUCUAUCAACUCGGUGCUUAAAUACUCUGAUAUUAAAGGUUCUCGCCCAGAACAUACUGAUCUGCAAGCCAUUAAUGAGUGUCACACCAUUGCGGAGAAUAUGAAUGAGAAUUCGAAGAGAAAGCUGGACUCAAAUGAUGAGAAAAAGGAAUUUGUUGUUUCAGUUGAUAGUAUCGAUAAGGACGUACUUGAAAAGGUUUGUAAAUAUUCCAGAUGUUGUUUAUCUCCAAUGGCUGCUUUUUUGGGUGGAAUUGCUGCUCAAGAAAUUGUUAAAUUCGUUGGAAAAUAUACUCCAUUACGCCAGUUCUUUUUCUUCGAUGCAUUUGAACAAUUAGAUUUAGUUUCAAAUGAAGUUCAUACAAAAGAAGAGUUUAUGCCAAUAGGGAGUAGGUAUGACGACCAAAUAAUUAUAUUUGGUAGGAACUUUCAGAAUAAAUUAUCUGAAAAAAAUGUGUUUAUAGUAGGUGCAGGUGCAUUAGGUUGUGAAUUCUUAAAAAGUAUGGCACUAUUAGGUGUUGGAUGUGGACCAAAUGGAACUGUCACAAUCACGGAUAUGGAUAAUAUUGAGGUUUCGAACCUGAACCGCCAGUUCCUAUUUAGACAAGAACAUGUGGGAUCGCCGAAGAGUGCUAUUGCUGCUCAAGUUAUAAGGACAAUAAAUAAGGAUAUAAAUAUUGUUUCACUUCAAACCCGUGUCGGUACAGAAACUGAAGAUAUUUUCGAUGAUUUAUUCUGGAACAAAACAGAUUUUGUUAUCAAUGCGCUUGAUAAUGUUCCUUCAAGGAUGUAUAUCAAUGAUCGUUGCUUGUGGUACGAAAAACCACUAUUAGAAAGUGGUACAUUGGGAACUAAGGCUAAUAGUGAAACUUACCUCCCACACAAAACCCAAUCUUAUUCUGAUAAUCGUGAUCCUGCGGAAGAGAGCAUCCCUCUAUGCACUUUAAAACACUUCCCUCAUGCAAUAGAACAUACAAUUGAGUGGGCUCGUGAUGCGUUUCAGGGAGUUUUUACAUCAGAUCCUCAAGAAGUCGUUACGUUCCUUAACAAUCCGUCUGAAUAUAUACAAAAUCUAAGACAAAGAGGAAAUCCUCAUGUUAUCCUCGAAAAAUCUCAGAAAAUAUUUGAGCUAAUUAACUGGAUCUCCGAAAAAACUCCUACACAUGAAGAUUGUAUUCAGAGAGCGAUAUACUUGUUUCAUGACUACUUUUAUUGUCAAAUUAAACAACUUUUAGCCAACUUUCCACCUGAUCACGUCAAUAGUGAUGGAUUUCCUUUUUGGUCUGGGCCAAAAAGAUGUCCAAAGCCCAUAAAACUAAACAUAGAGGAUAAAUUGCAUUUUGAUUUUAUCUUUUCAGCUUCAAACCUUUAUUCAAGUAUGGUCAGAUUGCCAGAAAUAUCUGACUCUUCACUUGUUUUUAGAAUUGCAAAUGAAACAAUUCUUCCGGAGUUCAACGCUAAAACUGCAUUAAUCAAAAUUGAUGAAGAUGAAAGUGCAUCGAACAAUGAAAAUGGCAGUUCAAAUCCGGUAUUAUUGGAUACAAGUAUCGCUGAAGAAUAUACGCAUAAAUUGCUUUCCGUUACGGAAAAUCAAAUUAAAAGAUGUUUAGAUUUCGUACAACCAAUUGAAUUUGAAAAAGAUGAUGACUCAAAUUUCCACGUAGAUUUUAUCAAUUCUUGUGCAAACUUGAGAGCUAGAAACUACUCGAUCAAAGAGUGUGAUAGACAUAAAUGUAAGAUGAUUGCAGGGCGUAUAAUACCUGCCAUGGCAACAACCACGGCAAUGGUAACUGGACUUGUUUCAUUUGAAGCGCUAAAGGUAUCUUCAGCCAGUGAUUACAAAAUAGAGCUCUUCAAGAAUUCAUUUAUUAAUCUUUCUCUUCCAUUAUUUGUAAUUACGGAGCCCUUACCUGCUCCAAAAACUACUUCAAAGGAUUUCGAUCCGAUAGUAGAAGGCCCAUUAAAGGUAAGACCAGAAGGAUUUACAGCAUGGGAUAAACUGGUUAUUGAACAAAGAAAUGGCACCAUUCAAGAUGUAAUCGACUUUCUAACAAAUCAAAUGAAUCUUGAGACCCAAAUUAUCUCGUUUGGAAACAUUUGUCUUUACAACGCAUACAUGCCAAAUCAUCAGGAAAGAAAAUGUAUUCCCGUUGUUUCACUCAUAGAACAGAUUACUAAGAAAAAACUACAUAUUACAAAAAAUAGUAUUGCGUUAGAAGUUAGCUGUUGUGAUAUCGACGAUGGGGUUGACACAAUCAUUCCUUCAAUCAAAUUCAUUUUCAAAUAA
Molecule: messenger RNA, 3189 nt
Organism: Cryptosporidium ubiquitum
Lineage: Eukaryota; Apicomplexa; Conoidasida; Eucoccidiorida; Cryptosporidiidae
Product: ubiquitin-activating enzyme
Exons: 1
Coding region: 1-3189 (1062 amino acids)
Biological process (GO): protein sumoylation
Cellular component (GO): SUMO activating enzyme complex; cytoplasm
Molecular function (GO): SUMO activating enzyme activity
Source: RefSeq, a predicted model, not a curated record